AUGAUCCGGAACGGGCACGGAGCUGAAGGCGCCAUGGACAGGCCAGGCCCCGAGGGCCGACGCGCCGUGCGGGUGUGGUGCGAUGGCUGCUAUGACAUGGUACAUUAUGGCCACUCGAACCAGCUGCGCCAGGCACGGGCCAUGGGCGACUACCUCAUCGUGGGUGUGCACACCGAUGAGGAGAUCUCCAAGCACAAGGGCCCCCCUGUGUUCACCCAAGAGGAGAGGUACAAGAUGGUACGGGCCAUCAAGUGGGUGGACGAAGUGGUGGCUGCAGCACCUUAUGUCACCACGCUGGAGACCCUGGACAAGUACAACUGUGACUUCUGCGUCCAUGGCAAUGACAUCACGUUGACCGUGGAUGGCCGAGACACCUAUGAGGAGGUGAAGCAGGCAGGGAGGUACAGAGAGUGUAAACGCACCCAGGGUGUGUCCACCACUGACUUGGUCGGACGAAUGUUGCUGGUGACCAGGGCACAUCACAGCAGUCAGGAGCUGCCGUCCGAGUACCGAGAGUACGCAGACAGCUUUGGCAAGCCCCCUCACCUGCCACCUGCCAGGGAGACACUUUCCUCAGAAUGCUCCUCCCAGUGCCCAGGGGGUCGAAAUCCCUGGACGGGGGUGUCCCAGUUCCUGCAGACGUCCCAGAAGAUCAUCCAGUUUGCUUCUGGGAAGGAGCCCCAGCCAGGCGAGACUGUCAUCUACGUGGCUGGCGCCUUUGACCUCUUUCACAUUGGGCACGUGGACUUCCUGGAGAAGGUGCACCAGCUGGCGGCGCGGCCCUAUGUCAUCGCGGGCCUGCACUUUGACCAGGAGGUCAACCACUACAAGGGGAAGAACUAUCCUAUCAUGAACCUACACGAGCGGACCCUGAGUGUCCUGGCCUGCCGGUAUGUGUCUGAGGUGGUGAUCGGGGCCCCCUAUGCAGUCACCGCUGAGCUCCUGGACCACUUCAAGGUGGACCUGGUGUGCCAUGGGAAGACAGAAAUUGUGCCCGACAAGGACGGUUCUGACCCAUACCAGGAGCCCAAGCGGAGGGGCAUCUUCUGCCAGGUGGAUAGCAGUAAUGACCUGACCACUGACCUCAUUGUCCAGAGGAUCAUUAAGAACAGGCUAGAGUAUGAAGCAAGGAACCAAAAGAAAGAGGCCAAGGAGCUGGCCUUCCUGGAGGCUGCUCGGAGGCAGGUGGAGAGUGACUGUGACCUCUGA
Molecule: messenger RNA, 1209 nt
Organism: Chrysochloris asiatica (Cape golden mole)
Lineage: Eukaryota; Metazoa; Chordata; Mammalia; Afrosoricida; Chrysochloridae
Gene: PCYT2
Product: phosphate cytidylyltransferase 2, ethanolamine
Exons: 14
Coding region: 1-1209 (402 amino acids)
Biological process (GO): phosphatidylethanolamine biosynthetic process
Cellular component (GO): cytoplasm
Molecular function (GO): ethanolamine-phosphate cytidylyltransferase activity
Source: RefSeq, a predicted model, not a curated record